UAGCUUGGAGCGGUUUCGGCCCACCCCACGAUAAACGGAACCACGCGGAUCACACGAUUCGGCAAACGAAAACGAUGCGCGCGGGCGGCGGCGCGAGCCCACGACACGCCCCCUCCUCCUCCUCCUUCGCCGACGUCGCCAUGCUGCCCCGGCGCCUCGCCGCGCACCUCCGCCGCGGCAGCAUCCUCCUCCAGCACCACCACCACCACCACCACCACCACCACCGCGGCGGUGGCGGAGCCCCUCCCCACCCGCUCGCGCUCAGCCCCGGCCUCCACCCUCCCCUCCGCCCGCCGCCGCCGCCGCCGCGCCACCCGUUCCAGCUCCUCACCCCCCGUGCCGCCAUGGCCGGCGUCGCGCAGCCAGGAGUCGCGGCCGGGUCGGCGGAGUACGAGGAGGUGCUGGGGUGCCUCUCGUCGCUGAUCACGCAGAGGGUGCGGGCGGACACCGGCAACCGUGGCGACCAGUGGGAGCUCAUGGCCAAGUACCUGCAGAUAUUGGAGCUGGAGGAGCCGAUCGCGAAGUUGAAGGUGGUUCACGUCGCGGGGACAAAAGGGAAGGGUUCAACCUGCACAUUUGCUGAGUCAAUCCUUCGAUCUUGUGGUUUCCGCACUGGGUUAUUCACUUCGCCACACUUGAUGAAUGUUCGUGAGAGAUUUCGGCUUGAUGGGUUGGACAUUUCGGAAGAAAAGUUUGUAAGAUAUUUCUGGUGGUGCUGGAACAAACUGAAAGAUAGUACUGGUGGUGAUAUUCCAAUGCCAGCCUAUUUUAGGUUCCUUGCGCUGCUAGCGUUCAAGAUAUUUUCUGAUGAGAAGGUGGAUGUAGCUGUCCUUGAGGUUGGUUUGGGAGGGAGAUAUGAUGCAACAAACGUGGUCAAAGCACCUGUAGUUUGUGGAAUAUCUUCCCUUGGAUAUGAUCACAUGGAGAUUCUUGGAAAUACACUCGGAGAAAUUGCUGGGGAGAAGGCCGGAAUAUUAAAGAAAGGAGUUCCAGCAUAUACAGUUCCACAACCAGAAGAGGCAAUGUCUGUACUGAAGCACAGAGCUUCUGAAUUGGGUGUUCCCCUCCAAGUAGUCCAGCCUUUGGAUCCACAUCAGUUAGGUGAUCAACCUCUUGGGCUACAUGGUGAACACCAAUACAUGAAUGCGGGUCUUGCAGUUGCAUUGGUUAAUACCUGGCUUCAAAGGCAGGGGCAUUUCAACAUAUUACAUGCGAAACAUUCUAUCACAUUGCCAGAUCAAUUCAUCAAAGGGCUGUCAAGUGCUUGUUUACAAGGCCGAGCACAGAUUGUUCCAGAUCCUGAAAUGCUCUCGAAAGACAGCAGUUCCCUAAUUUUCUAUUUGGAUGGAGCACAUAGCCCAGAAAGUAUGGAAAUUUGUGCGAGGUGGUUUUCCUGUGUUACAAAAAAGGACGGAGAACAACCAGGCUCUUUGGACCAGCCACAUUUUGGCAGCAAUUCUAGGAAGAUUCUCCUGUUCAAUUGCAUGUCUGUAAGAGAUCCUCAGAGAUUGCUUCCAUGUCUUUUAGCUACAUGCGCUCAAAAUGGACUCCAGUUUGAUCAUGCCUUAUUUGUGCCAAAUCAAUCUCAAUACAACAAGCUUGGUUCUCAUGCAUCCCCACCUUCAGAGCGUGUGCAAAUUGAUCUGUCAUGGCAGCUAUCACUUCAAAGAGUGUGGGAAGGCCUUCUUCAUAGCAAUAAAGGUUCGAAUGGUGCAAACCCUAGUACAGCUAGUUCAGUUUUUGAAUCUCUUCCAUUGGCAAUCAAGUGGCUAAGGGAAACUGCUCAACAAAACCAAUCUACUUCAUUUCAGGUCUUAGUUACUGGCUCCCUGCAUCUUGUUGGUGAUGUAUUGAGAUUGCUCAAGAAUUAACUUCAUCCAGAGUGAUGCAUAGUUCAGAUUGAAAUAGCUGCUUGCGGCAGCAUAAGCUGGCCCCUGAAACCCUUUAUGAUUGGGAUACAAAGUGAAACUACCUGAUUGGAAAUUGGAAGAAUUGAAAGGCAUAUUGAUUCAGAUACUAACCAACUGAAAAAUUGUUGUAUUUUCCAAUUUUCGUGUUUCUGCCUUUGCAGGCAGUCUGUACCUUGUAGUCUAUUGUUGUUUAGAAGAGUGCCACCCAAUUGUGGAAUGUACAAACAUUGGAUUAUAUGAUAUUACUACCCAUUUUUU
Messenger RNA from Oryza brachyantha (malo sina), 2168 nucleotides. RefSeq names its product folylpolyglutamate synthase-like. Gene Ontology annotation, cellular component: cytosol; mitochondrion; cytoplasm. The transcript has 16 exons. Gene Ontology annotation, molecular function: ATP binding; tetrahydrofolylpolyglutamate synthase activity. The record is from RefSeq and is a predicted model, not a curated record. Gene Ontology annotation, biological process: tetrahydrofolylpolyglutamate biosynthetic process. The coding region runs from base 75 to 1871 and encodes 598 amino acids. NCBI's taxonomy places the organism in Eukaryota, Viridiplantae, Streptophyta, Magnoliopsida, Poales, Poaceae.